AAUAAUCCAGCUCUUAACUCUAAAACGGCUGGAGCAUUAAAUGACACGUUAAAAAGAGAAAGUCUUGCUAGUGUGGAUAGAAAAGAAGACGGCAAAUUGGUUUGUAUAUCUCUAAAAAAGUUGGAUGAUGAUAUUAAGUUAUGGAGAGAAUGUAAUGAUGGUAUAUAUUAUACACGAAAAUUUCUUAAUCCAGAAAAAGACCAAUUUGGAAUCGUUUGGAUACAAAUAGCAGGAGAUACUUUAUAUCUGAAUGUUCUUAUCAGAGAUACAAUGAAUAUUCAUAAAUAUUAUAAUAUAGAAAUGGUAAAAAUCCCUGUACAAAAGUCAGAUGAGACCAUCGUAAUUAAAUUUGUAGAAACUCUUCUCUUUUUACGUAACAUGUUAAUUACAAAUUUGUCUUUACUAUAUUAUGGAUCAGUAUGUAGAUCUGAAAGGCAAAAGGAAGGCAGUAUGAUUAUAGAUACUGAAUAA
This is a messenger RNA of Scutellospora calospora, 471 nucleotides long. The record is from the annotation of a GenBank genome assembly. Lineage: Eukaryota; Fungi; Glomeromycota; Glomeromycetes; Diversisporales; Gigasporaceae.